Molecule: messenger RNA, 1686 nt
Organism: Meloidogyne enterolobii
Lineage: Eukaryota; Metazoa; Nematoda; Chromadorea; Rhabditida; Meloidogynidae
Source: the annotation of a GenBank genome assembly
AUGGAAAAUAUUAUAAAUAAAUUAAAACAUUUAGGAAAACCUUUAACCGAAAAUAAAAAUGAAAAAAAGGUUGAAGAAAUUGUUGAUAAUAUAUUAUUUCCAAUUUUAAUAAAAGACAGAACAACUAGAGAUUUAAAAGGAAAUGGAGGAUUUGAUUUUUUAGCAAAAGAUAAAGGUAUACAUCAACAAUUGUUACCUAAAUUGGAAGAACUUUAUAAAAAACCCCAAAUAAUUGAAAUUAAUUACAAUGAAGCUUUUCUGGUUAAAAUAGAUGAACAAUUUUGGAAUGAACUUUUUUGUUUGGAAAAAGGAGUUGAAAAACACGAAAAGGAUGAUAAGGAUAUUAAUUUAUUUUUUGAUAAAUAUAUUGAUAAAUUAGUAGAAGGGGGAAAUAAACAAAUAUUUGAUUUGAAGUACUGGAGUGUUUUUAUUGAUAAAAAGAAUGAAUGGAUUGAAAAUAUUGUUAAAAAAUAUUUUAUUGAAGGAGAAAAUAAUUUUGAAAAUAUGUUAAUUCAACAAAUUUCUUCCAAUAAAAGAAUUAAAACAAUUAAUAAAGUUAUCAAAAAUUUUGAUAAAAAUUUAUCUUUGAUUGGAGAAAUGAUUGUUGGAAAUUAUUUUAUUUUUGGAGAAGAACCUACAAAUGCAGAUAUUUGUUUAUUUGCUGUAUUAAUUCAAUUCUUUGAAGGCCCUUUUUUGAAUAUUCCACAACUUGAUUACUUUUUCCGAUUAAAAGGAUCUUCAAAUAAUGUUGGAAGUACUAGUCAAGUUUAUAACCAAAAAGGAAAAGGUAAAGAAAUUAUUAAAAAUGAAGAAGAAGAAUUGAAUGACUUUAAAUAUAAUAAAGAAGAGAUACCAAAUGAAAUUGAAAAAGAUGAAAUUGAAGAAGAAAAAGAAAUUAUUGAGAAUAAAGGACUUAUAAUUGAAUUUGAAGAUGAUAGAAUUAAUAUUUUAUUUAAUUUUGUACAAAAUAUGAAGAAAAAAUUAGGUUUUAAUGAAGAAAGUGAUUGGCAGAAUUUGAGAGAACAUCCAUGGGAAUUGAAUUAUGAACCUGAGGAUUUUUCACAAAAAAGAUAUAUUGGUCCAUUCCAAAUAGAAACAGAUGAAUUACUUGGAAUAAAUAAAUUACUUUUUUAUGAAAGAAUAAUUGAUCUCUGGUCAUUAAUUACUCGCAAAAAAAGAUUUGAAAAAAAUAAAAGAGAUAAAUUAUGGAAAAAAAUAAUAAGAAUAAUAAAAGGCAAAGCAAAACCUUCAAUAGGGGAUUUUGACGAAUUAAUACAAAAAAUUUUAGAAAAAUUAAUUUCAUAUAUUCACAGCACUUUUUGGGAUUAUAUUAAAAUUAAAUAUUAUGGAACAAUAACUCUAAAUUGUUUAGCUAGUUAUUUGUGUAAUUUGGGAAGAGGAAAAACUUUACAGGAGGGGGAGGAUUGUAAAGAAUAUUUUUUUGAAAAAGUAAAAAAAUAUGGGGAAAUUGUUUUUAGAGAAAUUGAAAUAUUUAAUUUAAAUUCUGCCGAAAGUUUAAAAGAAAAAAAGAAAGAAAUAGCUUUAACAUCUAUUCAGCAAUGUUAUAUUGCUGCUAAAAUAUCUAAUGAAUCAAUUAAAGAAAUUAAUGAAUUAAAAAUUAAUGAAAAUAUAAAUGAAGCUAUUAAACAAUUAAAUAAUGAUGAAGAAGAAGAGAGAAGAAAUUAA